CCACUCUGCUCCUCCCCUCUUCUUCCAUCUCGGCAUCUCUCUCCCACGCUCCAGAGCUCAGCCUUCAGCUCCCCGGACCCUCCCUAAUAAUUCUCCCUAGCUGAGGUGGGCGUGCAGAGCCUCUGACCCUCUCUCUCUCGCCCACUCUCUUUCUCCGUCUCUCUCCCUCUCCUCGACGCAGCUACAAGGGGACCAUGGAUGGACUGCGUUUACCUCCACUCAUCGAGGAGGCUGUGGACUCUACAGAUGACCCCUGCGAUCUGAAAGCAGAGAUCAGCCCCACUAUGGACAACGAGAUAACAGCCAAGGAGAGAGGCAUCCUGGAGGAGAACAACGAGAAGGAGGAGAUGGACCAAGAAAGGGCUCGGGACGAGGAGGGAGAGGAGAAGAAGCAGAGGGAGGAGGAGGAGGAGGGCGAGGACAAGAGCAGGAAGGAGCAGGAGCCGUUGACGGAGGAAGAGGAGCUGGAGGAGCUGAGGGCCCAGGUGCUGCAGCUGCUGCUGGAGCUGGACGACGCCAGGGAGACGUCCAACAAACACCAGGAGAGUUUCAACGAGCUGCAAGGUCUGUUGGAGGAUGAGCGUCUGGCCAGUGCCCAUCAGGCUGAAGCCUUCACUCGCCAGAUCCAGAAUCUACAAGCCCAGUUGCGUUCAGUACAGGAGGAGAUGGACAGCCUGGAGGAGGAGAAGGAGAGCGAGCUGGCCGAGGCCCAGGAGGAGCUGCGCGUGGCUCAGGAGGAGGUGCUCCUCCUCCAACAGGCUGCAGAGGAGGCUGCAGCAGAAAGGGAGAACGACAUCGCCUCUCUUCAGGAGGAGCUGUGUCGUCGGCGGGCUGAGCUUCAGCGCCUCAGUGAGGAGACGCAGGAGUACGAGCUGGAGAUCACCACGCUGAGGGCCGAGAUCAGCAUGAAGAGCCAGCGCAGGGAGGCCGAGAGGAGAGAGGGUGACGUGGACCUGCUGAAGGAGGAGUGCAGAAUGCUGAAGGAGGAGUGUCAGACCCUGAAGGAGGACAACAGACGUCUCAGUGAGAGGCUGCAGCUGCUGCAGAGACAGAGGACAUGUUCCAGCGUCUACCUCUCACUGAAGGAGGAAGACGCAGGGGAGGACACAGAGGGGAAGGAGAUGGAAACCGGCUCUGACGAGGUCAUGACAGAGAGCUACAUGACCAUGGCGCAGUCUGAAAACUGUCGCCUGGUCGAUGCCUCAAUCCAGAAGAAUAUUUCAUUUGAUGGGAAGCCGGUGACACCAACCGGCUGGAAUGGAGGCGUUGGGGAGAUCUUCUCCCUGAGGGACCAGCUGAGACAGGCUGAGGAAAAGGCCUUACAGGUUCAGAAAGAGUGUGACGGUCUGAAGACGGAGCUGCAGGAGCUGCAGGUACUGUAUGACAGCAGCCAGAGGGAGAGAGCGGAGCUGGAGGAGGAGCUGCAGCGCUGCAAGGCAGAGCUGGAGAAACUGUCAGGGGGGGCUCAGAGAUUCAUCCAUCCGUCUGAGCACCCUAUUCUCUCCAUCCCCUUCAUAGGAAUGAUUAUAAUAGUGGCUGUGGUCUGGUGCUGGUUGUCGGAGCUGGCGUCCCAGAGAGUAAGGGGAGUGAGGUAGGUUGGAACUCCAUUUUAACUAUCACUGCGGCCGCAGCAGUGUUACUAAUGAUGACUAGCUUGUUGAGAGCUCUCGUCUGAUGUUGACUGGAUGGGCAACAACCACACAGGGACAGACGUCUGCUUCAGACCAGCCCUCCUCGUUCUCUCCUGCCAUGUCUUAUAGACCAAACUGGAAUCCUCUAAGGCCUGAUAGAGCAGACGGUUUUGUAGUAGAACGUGUUUGAGAAAUUUCAUCUGUAAUGAGACGGUACUACGUGCGCAGGCUGAUGGAGAAAGAUGCUCUGGGUCUCAUUAAAUUGAUGUUGGAUGAGAAGAUCGCUAUGAGGAUGACCUGCAGAGAGCCCACAUGGGGACUGUUCUCAUGCCACUUAAUGUAUGCCAGUGCUCUGUCUUUUCUCUGUGAAUAUCUUUUCUUUAUCUCUGUUCGCUAAAUAAUGUGAUAAAAUGAAGGUGUGGAUUUUUAAUGUGCACCAAAUGGUUUUUCAAUUUUAAGUUAUUUAUUUAUUUGUCUGUUUGAACAUUCUUGACAGCUGUCUCCGAUGAUAAUGACGAACCCGAAAACCCUGAAAUGUACACAUGCCCUUAAAUAAUAACAGAGCAGUUUGCAUUUCCUCUUGAUGAGUUCAUGACAAUAACUUAUUUAAAAAAUUAGAUGAAAUAAAUGUAGAAUUCUGCAAAAAAUAUAUUAGAAAUCACAAAAUCUUAAUGAAUCAACCAAUCUUCCAUAUCUACUAUCCUGCCACUGUAUUUCUGCCCUUCCCAAAGUCAGUUCUGUCCAUUGUAAACACCAACAAUCUGCUAUUACAGGUGUAGCUUACUAAGCACUUGUCAGUAUAAUUACAUGAAGAAAGCUGAUAGUUUAGUUCGACAUCACCCCCGGUGGGUGGGGACAGCCUGUCUUCUAAGUGUUCCUCAGUUAUGCGCUUUGCUCCGAGCCCUGUCUGUCUGCCUGCUACAGCUUUAUCUUGUGUGACUCUGAAAUCAGACGACUCCCACGUCUCCCUUUAAUCAUCAGUUAACCAAGAAGCCAAAAAGUCAGCGGAGUGUUUCUGAUUCAUACUUUCCCGCUCUCCGAAUAUAUGAACACUUAACUCCCAUAGCUGCACUGUUACAUUUAAAACGUGCUUCGCUCCAGUUCUGUUCAGCACUUAUUAAAUGUCUCUCAGCAACUUCUGGAGCAAAUUCUGGAAUAUUAUAUAAUAAUAUAAUAAUUCUGGAACGUUAUGAUGUUGUCUUACAUUUCAAUUCGAUGUCAAUUGUGACGUGGAGAAAUUAAGCGUUGUAUUCUCUGAAGCAGUUUGAAUGACUUGGUUUUUCCAAGUGUCUUGACUCAAAGAUUUAUGGGAAAUCGGUAUUGUUAAAAGUACAGUGUGAUAAUGUUGACUGUCAACAUUCCCUUGUUUUAUGUGACUAACUGCAGAUCUGAUCAACACCGGUCACCAUCUGGUCAAACCCCAGAGAUGCAGGUAUAGGGACCAUCACACUCAGUUGUUUGUGAGGGCAAAAUUUUUGGAAAGAUUUAAUUUGUCAAAGUAUAAAUUUACAAAAUAUAUAUGUGGAAGGACUCUGAUUAUUGUUUACAUUUGUGAAACUUUUUUGUGAAUCUCUGUUGGAACUGAAAAAAAGCAUGCUACGAAACAUAUAGAAGCACAAUAUACUCUGUGUUGGGUUAUGCUGUUUAUGUUACUUUGUAUUUCCUGUAAAUAGAUGUGACAUAUAGUACUAUUGGAGAGAUUUUUUCUUAUAUCCAUUUGUACUAGCUUUGUAGAAAGUGAAUUCUAUUUUGGAAGAGCAUCAUAUAUUUGAUAGCCAAAUGAUAUAAUGCUAUGUAAAAGUUUAUUUAUGGUGAGGUUAUUCAGAAGGCCUACUAGCAUUGCUAAUCAUUUUCAGUAGCUCUAAGUUCGAAGGUGGCGUAGUCAUUGCAUGCGUUUAGAUUGCAUUUGACCUUAGUUGCCAGAAAGAACAAAUGACUUCUGGUUUUCUGUCCAUUAAAUUUCAUAAAUUAACUGAAAUCAUUUCUGAGAUGUUUGUCAUUAAACAGAAGCGUGAUAAGCAAUGGCUGACCAAUGAUAUUUCUGCAUGUGAACAUACACUAGGAAAAUAAUUUGCGAAUGGACUGCAAAUGUUGUCACUGUCUAUUUUAAAUGAUAAAAUCGCAAUAGAAGUUAAAUUCCCGUAGACUGCAAUAGUACCUGUGAAUGUUGUUGGAUUCAGGACGUUAUUUAUCAUUAUUUCUGAGGUUAUUUCAUGACUAUUAAGAUUAUCAUAGUUUCAUAAGACUCUAUGUUGCACAGUGUUGCUCAGCUUGCUGCUUUACAUCUUGAUAGCAGUGUUGUUUCUGAUAUAUUUGUGGCUAUUUUGUUACCUGGAGGUCUAUUUUGUACUGUAAAUGACUUAAGAAAAUAAAUAUACUC
This is a messenger RNA of Paralichthys olivaceus (Japanese flounder), 4011 nucleotides long. RefSeq names its product coiled-coil domain-containing protein 136-like. The record is from RefSeq and is a predicted model, not a curated record. Lineage: Eukaryota; Metazoa; Chordata; Actinopteri; Pleuronectiformes; Paralichthyidae. Gene Ontology annotation, cellular component: acrosomal membrane. Gene Ontology annotation, biological process: single fertilization; acrosome assembly.